AUGACUGGCGAGCCCGCCGAUUGUGGUCCCCAGUCGGGUGAAACGCACCAAUUCGAACGCGAACUUUCCGAAAAUUCCAUGGAGUAUAUGAUAUUCAUUCUGGAUGACGCCGUAGGAGGCAUCAAAUAUUUGAGUCGCCUCGAAAGCAUAAGCAAAGAAGCCACGCGAUUGAUGGACAGCGUCGCCAAAAAUUACAUCUGGCAACGAGAUGAGUUUCGCCUCUCAGUUGUCAACGAGCAAGGAUCGAUACAUCUCCACGGCACCACAGAUUAUGGAGAUGCCGUGGAAGAUGAGUGGCUGAUUGUUUACGUUUUGCGCGAACUUUCCAAAGCCCACCCCGACAUCUUCAUCCGAGUAGUUGAUGAGGAUGGCGAAUUCCUCUUGGUGGAAGCAGCCAAUGUGCUACCGAACUGGCUAAAUCCUGAAAUAGAUCACUGCAGAGUUUGGUUACAAGGUGGAAAGCUUAAAAUUAUUCCUUUACAAAGCGACAAGACGAAGCCGACUGCUGCCAAGUCACUAACGUUAGCGGAUGCCAUAAAGUACCUACGAACCGAGCCUGAAAACCUCAUGCACUCACCGUCUAUUGAGGAUGAGGCAUUCUAUCGACUUGAAAAGUAUCCUAAACACGUGGACGCUUCGAUACAUCACCGCGCGUGUUCUUACUCUCGAAGAUGCAAGAAUCGUACUAUCCGCGGGCUUGCCAUUCUGCUUCAAGAUCUGAAAGAAGACGGCAACGAAGAACUCCCGACCAAUGCAGACAUUGAAACGUGGCUGGAUGUCAAACGAAACGACGAUGAAAGCUGGUUAGACAUCAACUAUGAAGAUUUUGAGCGCGAGUUGGAAGGAAAGACAACAAGAUCGGACGGCAAAAAUACGAGAUCUUCUGGGUUUGGAGAUACUAGAACACAAGAAGAUCUACGAAAGAUCGUGUCUCGCUUUGAGGCUUUCAUGAAUAAUGAGACAGCUGGCCUGGACGGGGCAGAUAUGGAUGAAAUGGAUAUGGACAAUGAGGAUGAAGACGACGGAACUGACGAAAAUAGCGACAUGGAGGACAAGGAAGUGAGUUUUGAUGAGCAGACUUUUUCUCGGAUGAUGAAGGAGAUGAUGGGGCUGCCAGCCGACCACCCUACUCUGGCUUCCACUGGCCACUAUGAAGGUAAAGCAGCAGAACAGAACACAGAUGCGCAGGGCACUAGUGAAGAGGAGGAUGACAUAAAAAAUAUGUCCCUGCAAAUGGAAGCCGAGCUCAAGAGCCAUGGUGCCCUGCGACUUGCUGGUUCCAAGUCUCAGCAAGAAAUCCGGGAGUACGAAGAUGAAGACUCUGAUGGAGAGGUUGAUAUAGACUACAAUCUGGCCAAAAAUCUCCUGGAGAGCUUCAAGAGCCAAGGUGGAAUGGCUGGCCCAACAGGAAACCUCCUGGGGCUCAUGGGUAUCCAACUACCGAGAGAUGAAGACGAUGGCGAGACGAAAGAAUAA
Molecule: messenger RNA, 1476 nt
Organism: Akanthomyces muscarius
Lineage: Eukaryota; Fungi; Ascomycota; Sordariomycetes; Hypocreales; Cordycipitaceae
Exons: 5
Coding region: 1-1476 (491 amino acids)
Cellular component (GO): nucleus
Source: RefSeq, a predicted model, not a curated record